UCUCCAACUACCUGACCAACACGACCCGACCGUCAAGAUGGGUGGCGGAGAUCUCAAUCUGAAGAAGUCUUUUCACCCGACGCUGCGACGGAACCAGGCGGCCGUCUACGACGAAGAACAAAAGGCUUUGGCCGAGCGCAAGCGCACCCAGCAACGCAUCAAUGAGAUCAAGGAGGAGCGCGCAAAGGAGGAGCUGCAGCGGCAGCUCGAGGCCGCGGGCGGCAGGAAGCGUGUGGAUCGCGUCGACUGGAUGUAUCAAGGCCCAACAGACGGGCAGGCCGGCACUAGCGAGGAGACGGAGGCGUACUUGCUGGGCAAGCGACGCAUCGACAACCUCAUCAAGGGCACGGAGCACAAGCAACUGGAGAAGGCGGCAGGGCAAGAGAGUUUUAUGGCGCUGCAGAAUGCCAACAGCGCCCGCGAUACAGCAUCCAAGAUCCGCGACGACCCGCUACUGGCCAUCAAGCGACAGGAACAAGCCGCAUACGAGGCCAUGAUGAACGACCCGAUCAAGCGACGCCAGCUUCUUUCGUCGAUGGGUAUCGAGGAUAAGAAGGACAAGGACAAGGAUAGCAGGCACAAAAAAAAUCGCCACCGACACCGCAGCCGGGAUCGCGACCACGACCACGAGAGACGACAUAGGCGACGCAGGUCCUACUCACGGUCGCGAUCGCCACACCGCCAGCGCGACAGGUCCGAGGACGACUACGAACGCGGGCAUAGGCGGGCCAGAGACUCUGACGAGCGCAGCCCUUCGCGACGCGGUAGGGACAGGUCAGAGAACGGCCACGGCCACGGACACAGAGACUCCCGCAGCCGCUACGAAGACGGGCGGCGACGUGGGUCGGGCUCUGAAGAACGAGCGCGGCGGAGAAGUCCGUCUUUGGAAGACAGGCGGCGAAGUCAUGGGCGCAGAGAUGACGAGGCCCGAGAAGGAAGGACACACAACCAGCGUGAUGACAGGCAGCGGGAUGACAGGCGGAACGGAAACCAGCGAGACGGCCGACACCCACCGAGACACAUGAACGGCGAUUCGAAAGGGGAUGAGGAGGCGGAGCGGGCGAGAAAGCUCGCGGCGAUGCAGUCGGCGGCAUCGGAGCUGGAUCAGGACCGCGACGCACGGCUACGACAGCUCGAGGAACGAGAGCGGGCGGCACGCGAGGCCGACAAGCGGGCGAGGAACCGGGCGGGUGACCGGGGAUUCGUCAACGGCCUGCACAGGCAGGCGGGCAACAUGGCACUCUCGGAGCGGAUGGGGAGGGCGCGACAGGGAUACCAGCGGGACGACGACUAGCUGGCUGGACGAGAGACUUGGUGCUGGUCCCGCUGCCGAAGACGGGCAGUGUGGUGGUUGGGCGACGUUGUUGUAUUGCUGGAGCGGUUGGGCGAUUUCGUCGGGUUGCAACGAAUGUGCAUCGCCAGGCGGCAACGCUGCGAAUUUACUUGCGACGAGUGACGAGCCUCUCGGCGGCAACCAUUUGGCGUUGGGCGGGGGUCUGGGGGAUGAGGCUAUCCGCGACGGGAACCAAUGUGCGUGCCAGUCGGUGACAACAAGCCAUCCACUACCACGGGCAGACGCCUACAACGAGGGCGUUUUAUGUAUGAACGUGAUACCAGCAUUGCAAAUGGAACCUCACUAGAAC
This is a messenger RNA of Purpureocillium takamizusanense, 1643 nucleotides long. It is a transcript of the gene CWC25, whose product is annotated as RNA-splicing factor. The transcript has a single exon. The coding region runs from base 38 to 1294 and encodes 418 amino acids. Gene Ontology annotation, biological process: mRNA splicing, via spliceosome. NCBI's taxonomy places the organism in Eukaryota, Fungi, Ascomycota, Sordariomycetes, Hypocreales, Ophiocordycipitaceae. Gene Ontology annotation, cellular component: U2-type spliceosomal complex. The record is from RefSeq and is a predicted model, not a curated record.